This is a messenger RNA of Cinara cedri, 11033 nucleotides long. Lineage: Eukaryota; Metazoa; Arthropoda; Insecta; Hemiptera; Aphididae. The record is from the annotation of a GenBank genome assembly.
CCGACCGCGACCGAUGAAACACUGAACCGGACGCGUCAACGAAAUAUCAAUUGCGAGGCGCUGCGCAGUCAAUAGCGCAAUAGCGUUGCCGUUGUGUGAUCGCCGCGACGUUUGAUUGUCGGUGGCUCGGACCCGGUCGUUUAUCGCGCGGACAAACCGUCUACGGCAGACACGACAGUAUUUUCGGAGGCUUACCGCCGGUGUAUCUGGUAAGUAACGGGCGUUUCUCAUUUUUUUUUUUAACAUUAUUCGUAUAGUCUUCGCUUAUUAUCAUUAUAAUAUAAAUACGACACUCGAAUUUUUUUUUCGCGUAUACUACUCCGUUUAAAUGUAAAAAUUAAGAACCUACACCUUAAGUAUGUCUUUGAACGUCAAUUAUAAUGACGCACCGAGUAAAUCAAUAGUAUGCGAAAAUUGCCGUAAUUGUAUUUUUGUAAAUUCAACAGGAUUACAUUAAAUAUUUAUCUUUUUUUUUUUUUGUUACUUUCAUUGGUAAACAUUAUAUGUUUAAUGCAUCGUGGUGGUGUUUUCCACAUUUAUCGAUUAUAAUACACCGAUGUUAUCUGUAUUUUUUUUUACCUAUGUAAUCAUAUUGCAAUUAUCGUUACAUAAUUCCAUAAUUAUAUAGGCGGUGGCGGUUUUUAGGGAGGAUCCCGCCCCUUGAUGUUUUAUCAAAACCACCGCCGUAUCCUAUAUACCGUCACUGUUCGGUUUUCACUUCGUCGUAGAACACAUUCUGUUCGUCGAUUAAUGAACUUAUUUAUUGAAUUUAUUCAUCAAUCGUAAAAUCGGUUUAUUACACACCAAUCGAUAAAAUUAACUUCCGUACACCGCGUGUGUUCGAGCGCCGUCGAUUCGCCGCCCGAUCCAAUCCGUUAUGGUUUAUAACCUUAUUUAUUUUUUUAGCGACCCGUUUAACGUUCAGCGAACGAUUUUCAUUGGUGUGCGGAUACUUUACUUUCGGUAGAUAAUAUUGUAUCGACCCGGCCAAAAUGCACGGUCAACGGCGGCGAUCGACUUUGUAUACCGACCACGCUUCCCGCCUUUUGACGGAACGGCACUGCUCGGACCAGUUCUCGCCCAGCAGUCCGUUGCUCAGCCAAUGCAGCCACUACAAAGAGGAACAGAUCGAAGCACAAGUGCACAAGACUUUUCCCUGGGUGAGUGAUCGAGAGCCUCGGUUUCAUACAUUUUUUUUUUUCGCCAUCAAAUUUUAAUUCGUCAAUUACAAAAUACCAAACGAUAUUACAAUAUAGGCACCAAUACUCUUGCGCAUCACGCAUCGCUGUUACAUUGAAACGCUGUUGUACAUUACGCGUUUGUAAUAUCAUUUACAGGGUGUCGCGUAUGUAUCGAUGUGCAUUGUAUGUAUGGCGUCAUACGAUCGUCUCUGUGUAACUCCGCCAGAAAAACUACGAAAAUGCACGUACCUAACUCGUUAUAAUAUUAUCGUAAACAUAAACAUGUAGCUGGGUUUCGAAUAGUCGGUCGUUAAUAGGCAUCUAAGUCAUGAUUACCUAUAAUAAUUACCUGCACGUUGAGUACCUAAAUAUUCGAAUAUUAUUCUCGUCGGUUUUUUCCACGCACAAAAUUUGAAUAUUUCAUUGCCAUGGCGUGGAAUUUAUUUAAUAUGUACUUAUCAAAUAAUGUUUAUUGCGACAGAGAUAGCAAAUAGGCGUGUGUCGUUGGUGCGCCUAUGAUAAGCUACAAUACUUGUGUGUAAACGCGAACAAAGCAUUAUUAUUGUUAUGGAACAGUGGUUCUUAACCUUUUUCGUUUCGGCGUAAUAAUCUACUGCCAACGUCCCCUCACGUAAAACCAUAGGCUUGUUAUUAUUGUCCUGCUGGUAUUGUGCCGAUAACCUUUUUUUUUUUUUCCGCUUAUCGGUCUAUAUACCGAAUAUUAUAGGAGUCUCGGGCGACCCUAAAUCCGGCCCCGAGUAUAGGUAACACAAUUAUACGUGUGAUCACGUGUCGCUGGACGCUGAUGCUUUUGAAUUCUAUAUUUUUCUAUCAUUAUUCCGCAUUUAAAAGCUCAUCGCCCCCCCCCCACCACCACCACCAACCAACACCUCCUUAAAACCUAGUGCUCAUGUUAAGAACCACUGUAGUAGAGUGAAAUCCUAAAAAAUAUCAUCUACGAGGCACUGUUUAUAUUAUAUACGACACUUUUAAUAAUCUACGGUCGUUCCACGAAUUUUAUUACAUUACAUCGACUGUGUACAACGAAACAAACAUAUAAUAAUAACAUAAUAUUAUAUUCUCGAGAUAAGAAUUCAACAAUAUUAUUAUUAUUUCAAACAAACGGGUUUUAACAUCGCGUCUUAAUUAUUGUUUGUGCAACGAAUAGUUUGAUUUGAAAAACUAAAUUUUUAUUUCUUCAUCGUUAUUAUUUUCAUUACACCAUUACUAAUUUAAUUAUAGAUUGCGAAGAAAUUUUCAUUGUAAUAUUCCACGGGCAGAAAAAUAUUCCAUUGGUACGGUUUAAUUUGUAUCUUCGGUGAGAUAUAGGUACGUAAUAUACGUAAUAUACGAAAAAAUUCCUUGGUACAAACUGGUGUACGAUAUAUUUUGUACCGGUUUACCAGCACUUGAUACCGAUUAUUUUACACCAGUCAUAGAUAUUCGACGAUGGAAAUCUGUGUGUAUCCCCACCAUUGUCCAUAAUUAACAAUGAUAAUACUAUCAAUUAAAUAUUAAUCAAUCGUUUAAAUUAUUACCUAUACUUCCAAUUCCCGCUAUUAAUACAUUAGUAGUAACUAGUAAUUAAUUAGAAUAUUAAUUGUUAUCAAUUAAAUUAUUAUUAUUAUCGUUUAUCUGUUCGUUUAUUAUGAUGAAAUAAGAGGACGUGAAACCGGUAUAAAUAGUUUGGACCAUUUGCUCGUGAUGGUGUGGAAAAAUUAAACCGGUGUCGUUAAUUUCAACACCGGUUACUCCGGAAAUUUCUCAAAUUCACACCGGUUUGAUUUUUAAGGGGAAAUUAACACCGAUUUGUGCCUACGAAUUUCUUGAUAGUGUAAAGUACGAGCAGGACCGCAUUUGGGGCGAUGCAAUGGGUGCAAUUUCACCGGGUGCAGAUUUUUGGGGGCGGUUUAUAAUAAUAUUGAACUGGAUAGUCGUUUUAUAUCUGUGGCGGAUCCAUAAAUAAUAAAAAAAAUGGAUAGAACGCCACCAAUUAUUUGCUUUUUAAAUUUUCGGUCUCUACUUGGUUCACUAUAGUUCUUCAGUGACAAGCCAUUAUGAGUCUAGAGAUGGGCAUAACCGACUAUGUCGGUAGUAUUUUGUAACUAAUUUUAAGUCAACUAACGACUACUCAUUUUUUUUUCUACCACUAAGUAGCUACGACUUAUAAUGAAUCUCCUGUCAGUUUAGUCCAAUCAUUUUAUCCACAGAGUACCUACCAAAUGAAAAUUACGUACAAAAUUUGCAAAAUUAAAAAGUCAAUAAAUAGCUCAAAAAAGGUUCAAAUGUUACCACGCCUAGAAAAAGCGAAAAUAUAAAUAUUUUAGCUGCCAUACCAAGUAGCUCACAUAUUGUGCGAAGUAUGUGCGUUUUUUAAAAUAUAUUAUACUAUCUCAAAAUAUCUGUCUCACCGACUGACACCAUUAUUCACUGCCGUGCCGCGACGCUCGACGCCCGACAACAAGCCAAUUUAUGAAUAAUAUUCAACUAAUACAGUUAUUGAACAGAGAUUAAUUGAUUAAUACACUCAAUUAACGAUUAAUGAAAAAUGUUUAGUCGUCUAACAAAUAAUGACUAAUUUAGUCGACUUAUUUCAAAGAUUUUAUAUUGGUUAUAUAUAUAUAUAUAUAUAUAUAUUUGUAAAUAAUAAAGAUUAAACCAAUAUUUUUAUCUUCUUCAAACUGGUUGCUAAAAAGCCGGAUCUAUUCGAAAGAGGUUGGUGGUGCGGGGUUCUUGACAGAGUGAUCAUUCAGAAGAUUCCUCAUGCGGGUGCAGUUGCGGCAUAAUUUCUUUUAGAAAUUUAUGUAGAAGUUCAAAGUGUUAAUAAAUUAUAAUCACGACCUCUGCAAAUAGUUGUGCUACCACAUUAAGCGAUCAAGGGUCAUAUUGACUGACUGACCUUUGGACUCUGGUUAUGUUAAUUAAAAGUAUAAUUUUUGGACCAAUUGGCAAAGGAUAUUGCCUCCCUCUCUCUAUUAGACGAACCAAAUUCGCCAUUGCGCGGGUGAGACGCUUGAAACAUCAAGAAAAAGACCGUUAUUUUUUAUUUAAGAGACUUAUGCGUCGAAGCCGAUGAAUUGUUUUCAGUUAACAUGAAACUUCAAUGAAAUCAUUAUUAUUUAGUAAUAAUUUUGUUUCACACCGUCUUGUAAAUUUUAUUUUUCUUCGUUACUCCCUAAAAUAUAUGUAUAAGGUUAUAAUUUCGUGUCACUAUAAUAUAAUAGAAUAUUAUUAUCAGUUCUAUUGUUAUACUGAAAUAGUGUCAAAUCGACAAAAUAUCUCAAGUCAACCAGCCGUCGAUGUAUGGUAUGUACUUGUUGCGCAAAAAGGAAAUGCAACUGCAAAACUUUGUGCAGGAAAUCCAGCUGUAUCACGUAACUACCCAGUCAAAGGGCAUAACGUCGCUGAAGAACGGACUGAACUGGCGGCUCACCAAGCGCUCAAAGUUCGGACGUGGAGUGUCGUUCAGCGACGACUGUGACUAUGCCAACUUUUACGCACAUUUUUCUUCGAGGGAAGGUAAACAACACAUUAUUUUAUGAAAUGCUUAUAACUUUUGUAUAUUAAUAUAUAUUCAUAAGACUGUGUGUCGACUGCAACGUUAUCUAUCACUUUUUUUCUCGUUUUCUCAGUUUUCAUUCCAUAACCCUAUCGGUGCACAUAACUAAGUUGGUCCACAAUACGAACCUAGAAAUAAAUAUUCAAAAUUAAUAAUUUUAUUUAAAUAUACUGUAAUUGUUCUUGAAUCUAAAAUAUCGAUGCUGAUUGCUAUAAAUAUUGAGAUUAUCCUUUAAUAUACAGUCAAAUUACUUAGAAAUAUUUUUUUUUCAGUUUGGAAAUUUUCUUUCGGAUUUUUUCCGUUUACCAUUCAUAUGGAAUAAUGGUGUAUGUAUUUUAAUUGUUGAAAACUUAAAAUACUACAACUAAUAUAGAUCAAGGAAUCAUGCAUACACACUGCAUAUUAUUUUAGUGUCAUCUGUAAAUAAUUGUAGAUUUUGCCAUGAUAAAUUGGCCACGUGUUUUCUUAUAUAUAAAAUUAUCGUGUUUAAAUGUUCGUUCCCAUACUCCUCCGAGACGGCUUGAUCGAUUCUCAUGAAAUUUUAUAUGCAUAUUCAGUAGGUCUGGGAAUCGGCUACUAUCUAAGUUUCUAUGCUCUGCGAUAAGUGGUUCCGGAGUUAUGGCCACUUAAGUCAAAGUAUACUAGCACGCACGAUAUUCAACAAUUAUUAUUUUGCCAUAGAGAGAUAAUAUACACUCCAUGUGAUUGUUUUUUAUUAUUGGUUUCCGUGGCACCCGGGUGCCAAUAACAAUUGAGAACGGCUGGGCCGAUUUGGCUAAUUUUGCUAACCUAACCUAACCUAUGUACGUGUGUUUUGCACAUAUUUCAAUGCCAACAAAACGCAAAGGGGCUGAUUUGAACCGUAAUACAAGUAAAUCUCGAAGCUUGCGAAAUAGAAGAUCCGAAAGAACCGAAGAACAAAUCCAGCAACAAAAUACUGAUGCACGUGUCAGAAUGGCGCAAUUGCGUCAAGAAGAGUCAGAAGACACACGAGCUGAACGCAAUGAAGUAAUAAGAUUAGAACAACGACAAUCACGCCGUUUCACAGUCAAUAGACGCAGNAAAAAAUCGAGGACAAUGAAAAUUUAAGAAACCAGGCUGUAAUCACACGUACUAAUGAAAGUCAAGAGCAACGCAAUGAACGCCGUCGAGCUAAUACAUUGAGACAGACUGGCCUGUCAACGAGUCACCGACACAUUAUAAAAUAAAACUAUUAUAAUUUUUAUUAUCUCUAUUAUUUACACUAUUCAAAUAUCACAAUAGAACACAUUUAGGCCGCCGCAGGUGGACUACCCACUUUCCACCUAUUUGUUUUCAUUCAAUUCUAACAUGGCCAUUCCAAAACCAAAAAUGAAUAUGGGUAAAAUAAUAAUAAUAAUAAAAAUUGGCACGGGCAACGCCGGGCGCGGGACAACUAGUUAUCUAUAUUAUUGUUAUAAACUUGUAACGCUAACCUCUAUUCACCGUGAGUUGACUCACUUCCGUGUAUGUAUACUGAACCGCCGUGGUCUGUGAUUGGUCGGCGGUGUUUGGCGAUCUUCGUUGUAGGCCGCAGGCUGCCGCCGCGACUGUUCAUACAGAAGGUGUUUUUUGGAGGGACGGAGGUUUUUUCGAAGGGUUUUCGUCUAUCGAGUAGGUCAACUUACGGUGAAUAGAGUAUAGUUGUCGUAGAUAAGUAUGUGUUCCAUAAUCGGGACGGUAGAGGUUUCUACCGAAUUUGUUACCUCUGCACGUCUAGCGCCCGGCAUCGCAGAUUACCUAAUUUACCUUUAAUUUAAUUUGAUUUCAGACAAUCGUGUUAUAAUCGUCUGCACUGUACUAGUGGCCAACAAGUGGACGGUCAAGGGGAACUCUGGCAAGGAUUUGGAAGUGCCUCCAGAGACGGCCGAUACCACUAUCAGCCCCAACGGUCGAGUGUACGUCAAGUACAACGACUACGAGUUCUGCCCGAUGUUUGUGGUAUACUACAGGUGCAAACACGAAGAUUUGUGCCAAAGCCGUUAUUUUAACGGCAAAAACGGUCCGCAAAGUAUUGUGGGUAAGGCGAAAAUAAAAUAUGUCCCAGUAGUCGACACGAAGCUCCAGAAACAGAAAGAGGAGCGACAACAGGAACAACAGCUGUUGAAGCAACAGAUACAGUGGAAGUCACAACAGCAAGAAGAGCAACGGCUGCAGCAAGAACAGAAACGACAAGAAGACCAAUGGCGGUGGCAGUGGAAAUUGCAGCAAGAAGAGAAUCAACGGUUGCAACGUAUUCAACAGGAACAGCGGCAACAGCAACAAAACAACAAUGGGUGCCUUAUACUUUAAUUUGUAUGACAAUAUUACAUACAAAUUUUCAUUUAUACAGGGUUUUUCUAAAUUUAUUAACUAAGUGUUAAUUUAUUAUACUUUUUAAUGGGAUAAAGUUAAAAAAUAUUUGUUCAGUAUUUUCAUAUUUUCUACCUUGUUUACUAAUUUAAAACUGUCCAUAACUAAAACAUUUUAAAAAUUAUAUCAUAUAUUGAUAUAAUGAAUCAACAAUUUAUGGCUAAUACAUAUUGGAAAAAAUAAAAAAAAUAGUUUAAUUUGUUUCUCCUAACUUAGUGAAAUCAACUAUAACAAUUGCUGAUACACGCUAUAUAAUAUAAUAUUUUUAUUUUUUUGCUUUUUUUUACAUAUUCUUACAUUUUUACUCAAAAUUAAUAUAAUUCAUAAUGUUCCUUUGUGGUAAUCUGUCCAAUACUCCAAUACUCCAAUACAAUGUGCUCAUUAUAGUGGUUCUUAUUUAGGUGAUGGUAAAAUUUUUGUUUUGACACCCUCUAACUUUAGCUUACGCUUCCUAGAACCAUUUCUAAGUCCUCUGUAUCAAAAUAAAGUUUCUCAUUUAAAACCAAUGGGUUUUUUUUAAAAAAAAUUCAGAAUAAACAAAAAACCCAUGUAUUUUAAAUGAGAAACUUUACCUCGUUACAGGAUAAUGUAAGAAUUAUCCUAAGAAGCUCAAAUAGGGCUCAAUAUUUAUUUCUAUUUUUUUUAGAAUAAAGUUAGUGGGUGUCAAAACAAAAAUUCUAUCAUCGCCGAAAUAAGAACCACUCUAGUGUAAAUACUGCAUAUUUAAAUUUAAAAAAAAAUUAUAAUUAAUAUUAUUAUCAUAUACAUACUACCAAUUUUUUUAUUACAAUGUGAACAGUGAGUAAUACAUUUUUACAUAAAAUUGUAUUCAAUUAAAUUAUGAUGUUCAUUUUUUUUUUAAAACAUUUAAAUUUAUUUUUUCUUAAGUAUGUAUAAUCUUAGUUUAUUACAUUAAUAAAUUAUGAUUUAAGAGGGAGUAAUAUCGGCUUAUGUUGUCUCUGUCUUACAAACAUACAACAUUACAAAUUUAUGUACAACAGAGACAACAUUGUGCUGUUAGUUUUAAUACUAGAGUGAAUUGGCCUAUUAUCAAACUUAAAGAUAAGAACAUUAACUGUGGCGUGUCAGGUUUUUAUUUAGGUAAUUUUUUAUUUGUAAGCGUUAUAUAUGAGUAUGAAAUAUUAUAAUUUUAAAAUGAUCAUAAUCUCAUUUAAAAUUAAAAUAAUAAAAAAACAAUAACAUGAUACAGAUUAUGUUUUUAUUUAUUUGUAAGUUUGAUAAUACGUCAAUUCACUAUAAUAGUACAGAGAUCACAUAAGAUAAUGGCAUCCUCUUAAAUAUAGUAGAAAAGACAUAUAUUAAAAUGUUGUUUGAAUGCAGAUAUAAUAUUCUUUAAUACUUAUAUCCAUUAAUAUAAUCAGUCAAUCUAUCCCAUACUUUAUGAGGUCUAAUAAUCCAAAUAGGGAGAAAGUAGCCUUGGUCUCCAAGUAAAAAAUACCUUUUGCUCUGAAAAAGUAACAGUAUUUUUAAUGGAUUCAUUUUUUUUUUUUUAAACAUUAUUUUGAAAAUAUCAAGAAAAUAUUCCUACUAAAGUAUAGUAUUCCAUUUAUUUAUAGUUUACAACAAUAAUAAUAUAUCUACUUAAAGCAUUAGCAUUAACUUAUAAUUAUUUUAAAAAUAUUCUACUACUCAACAGGCAGAUGGUCAGCUUUAAAUUUAAAUGUUUCAGAUAUUGAUGACAUACAAUAUAAACCCAAACAAUACUCUUAAAAAUAUAAUAUUUUAUGAUAUAAAAACUCAAUAAACACCAUUAAUUAAAUAUUGCUUCAAUUGAAAAAUGCUUUGUAAUAUUUUGAAUCUAGAUGCUCAUGAAAAAAGUAAUUUUUUAUUUUCCAAAUAGUUUUUUUAAUAAAAAAACGAAAAAAUAAAGUUGGCAAGGUAAGAUACAAAAGAGAAUUUAGUGUGUGAACUAUUAUUGUUUACAGAUUGCUUUACAGAAGCAUUGCUAAUAAAAAAAAACGAUUCUGAGCGAAGUUCAGUUGAUAGUGAUAUUUUGUUGACAAUAUAUAUGUCAUUUUAUGGUAAAAUAAUUAAAUAUGCAUUAUAUAUUUUCUUUAAUAACAAUUUGUUUAAAAUUGUACUGAUUUUUCUUUUUUUCCUACGUUUUUACCGGUUUUCUCAUGUUUUUUCCUAAUUUCUACCAUUUUUAGAGAAAAUUCUGUAAAAAUCAGAAAAUUACUUCCCCAGUGAAAUUAUCUUUUUGAAAAAUUGCUAUCAUUAGAAGUUGGAGCAAAAUUGCUGAUAGAAAAUAAUAAAUAUCUUUGUAAAACCAUAAACUUUUUUUCCAAUUAUAGAAUCUAAAUUGAAAACUAAUAAUUUAUGACAUUAUGAUUCCUUUAUUUAAGCUUUUUAUGGUUUAUGUUUUCUAUUAGAAAUAUUGUUCCAAUUGAAAAACAACAAGACAGAUUUUUAUUAAUUUUUUAAUUUAGUUAGUGAUUAAGAAAGUUAUUUUUUUAUAAUUAAGCAAAACCGAAAAAGAACGGGAAAAUUUACGAAAAUAAUGCUUUUAUUAAUUAUUUUAAAUUUUGUCUUUUAGAUUUUGAGUGAAGCAAAGAAGCCUAUGGUAUUACAAAGAAGUUUAUUUACUUUUUUUUUUCUACGGACAACUUUUCUAUCAGCAAUUUUGUUCCAAAUUUUAAUGAUAGCAAUUUUUCUAAAAGAAAAUUUCACUGGGGAAGUACUUCAAAGAGGCCGUUUAUCGAUUUUCUCCGGAAUUUUCUCAACAAAUGUAAAAAACCGAAAAAAAAAACAUGGAAAAACCAAUAGAACAUUAAACAAAAUUUAAUUAUUAUUAAAGAAAAUAUAUAAAGCCUAUUUAAUUAUUUUACUAUAAAAUGACAUAUAUAUUGUUGACAAAGCAUCAUUGUCAACCGAACGCCGCUCAAAAUCGUUUUUUCGUAAGCAAUGGUUUAUCGUUGCUUACAGGUAUAUAUUAAAUUACCUAUAACAGUGGCUGCACCUGUCUCAAUUAUCCUAGAAAGUUAUUUUGAUGCAAUUCAUUUAGAAAUAUUCGUAGAUUUGACAUUUUUAUUUGCCUUUUCUUGGCACAUAAUUUUUGAAAACAUUUGUGCUAUUUUUGAGCUAUUUAUAGACACUUAAAUUUUGCAAGUUUCUUGCGUAAUUUUUAUUUAAUAGGCACUCUGUGGAUAAAAUUGUUUGACUUAACAGAAAUGUUUAAACAUUUAUCAGGUGAUUCAUUAUAAGUAAAUAAAAAAGUUGACUGUAAAUAGUAUUUUUUUUCUUUUAUAAAAGUUAAUGUCAAAUUUUGACGAAAAUCGUGAGUAUAAUGACCGUUAAUAACUUUAUGUACCUUACCUUUCCAACUGGUAAUUUUCCAUCUAUACAUAUAACAGUGGCGCUCUCAUCAGCAGUGUAGCUCUUUUAUUUUUACGGUUUAUAAUUUCACUGAACAAAAAAUAUGAAGGCAAUCAUAAGAAUAUAAUAAGGAACUAAUAAGGUCUUAGUUUAUAAGGAGAAAAUUAAUUAGCCGCGAAACAUAAAUUUACAUUUACUAAUUAUCGAUAAACCAUUAACCUGAUAUUACCCUUGAAAACAUUAUUUUUGGUCCACCGUAAUAGUGUAAUAAUACAAUAAUACAAUAUCCUCUACAAAUUAUAGGUAUGUAUAUCCAUAAUAUAUUACGUUAAAUUAGAUUUUGAGUUGAAUACUUUUCUGAAACUAAUAUUAGGUUAAAUAGGCACUUAAAGACUUGAAUACUCAUAAAAAAUGUUACGGUAGUUAUUUGGGUUGGUACCGAGUAUAGUAGUAUAGUAUACACACAUUUGUCUAAGUUAUUUUAUAAGUUUUAUUUUUAAGCUACAUUUAAAAUACAAUUUUUAUGAUUGUUACACAUUAUACUAUAGUUAAAACUAAUAAAAAUAAAAUAUUACCUACAACUUUUA